Messenger RNA from Daphnia magna, 2897 nucleotides. Its product is annotated as von Willebrand factor D and EGF domain-containing protein-like. Gene Ontology annotation, biological process: anatomical structure development. The coding region runs from base 688 to 2655 and encodes 655 amino acids. The transcript has 6 exons. Lineage: Eukaryota; Metazoa; Arthropoda; Branchiopoda; Diplostraca; Daphniidae. Gene Ontology annotation, cellular component: cell surface; extracellular region. Gene Ontology annotation, molecular function: signaling receptor binding; calcium ion binding. The record is from RefSeq and is a predicted model, not a curated record.
GCCUUAAGAUGAGUUAUCAACCCUUUUAUACAGUGAAUUUUGAUGGUAAAACACCAUUGGCGACCAGAUGAGUGAUUGGUGGAUUUAACUAUUUUUUUACGUAACCUCAGAUCACAAACUUGAAAACGAAAAAGUGAACUAUAUUCGGAAACUUUCAUUCUUCUUAUCUGUCAACAUUCAAAGAUGAUACGCUAAUUAAUAGAUUUAUAAAAAGAGUUAUGCUAUUCACCUAUUUGCCUCCUAACCUACGUCUACGCAGGAAUCAGCCUCCUCGGCUGAUUGGCAGGCAGAUGAUGAGUGGUACAGUAGGUGUGGUUAACAUUUCUAAAACGUAACUUUUGAUCAACAAUUCAUAAGCGAAGAAGUGAAGCAGAGAACUAAAUAAUUUAACUUUGAUUCUCUUUAUAUGUCAACAUCAAAAAACAGUAUUCUAUAAAGAGUUGUGCCAUUGUCCUAUUGGGGACUAGGUAAGGCGAGGUGAGCGAUUGCUUCGGAGUAUACGCCCUGCGGCCAAUAUUGGAACUAAAAUAAACGGUGGUGGACAACGAUGCGAGAAUUCAACAACAUCCUCCUGCGGUGGAUCAUAACUGGUCAUCUUUCAAGAGUUCCAGUAGCGGCAGCAAUCUUGGCCGUGACAUUCACUGGACAGUGGCUAACAGCCGAAAUCGCAGAGAUACUCCAGUAAAAAUGGAUGGAGGUGGCAGCAGCCACCAAACCUGGAAUGACGAAGAAGAGGUCACUCUCUACUGUUCCAAUUUCCUGGUCAAUUCGACCGUGGCGCUCGAAUGUGGACAAUAUCUAGUCGGCAAUUUCAUUAUGAAGGCUAUCCAGAUCUGCGUUGAAGAUGUCAGCCGCAAUGAGGACCCCGCCUGGGCUCAAGAGUCCUUGGGUCUCCUGGAAGAUCAGUGUGAAGUAGAAGCCACAUAUCGAAGAGCUUCUGAUUGGCCACGAAAUAUUCUCGGGCGCCCUGUUAUUCCGCCAAUCAUAAUCGAAGCUCUUAAUUGCCCCAAUCGCUGUUCCCACCAGGGCGUCUGUUUACCUUACGGAUGCGUUUGUCAGCCUGGAUUUUACAGAAGUGAUUGCAGUCUAAUGGAUGUUGGCGAUGGGGAUGGAUUGUGUGAUCUUCGCGCAAGCGACUGCCGGAAAAUCAAAAUCGUUGGUUGUGGAUUCAUUGAUUCAUCCCGUUUGAAUUGCCAGAUACAUCCAGGCCGCUAUGACGGGUCCAGUUGGCAACGUGGCAGCUAUAACAACCGCAGCAUUCCAUCAUCGGCUCAGUUUAUUGGUCAAAAACGAAUUAUUUGCCACUUGCUGGUGACGGGCUCAAAUCGUCGCCACGUGCUGGACGAUGUCAGCGAAGAGUUGCACUUGGAAAUCCGCGUCACCAACGACGGCAUCCGUUAUAGUGUACCAACAAGUCGACUUACUAUCUACCACUCUGGAUGUCGAUCGUGCCCAGCCAAAAAAGACAGCUGGCCAUUAUGUGGUGAUCGGGAAGACGUAUGUUAUCUGGACAACUCUUGCUACCCAGACGGGGAGGUCAAUCCGCAUAAUCCGUGCCAGAGCUGUAGUUUGGAUCAUCCCCAAUCCUGGAGCAUUAAUCCCAACAACUUACCCCCUGUCGUCUCUAAUCGGCUGAAAACGACAGCCUACGAUGGCCACGUGUUAGAGUACUUCAUCCAUGCUGUAGAUCAAGAUCCGCUGCAUUUUGGAUUGGUCGAUCCGCUUUCCGACGCCCAAGUGACGCCGGAAGGAAUUUUCCGCUGGAAGGCCGUCUCAAAUGCGCUGUCUCCAUUCAAUCACGAGACUUUUGCACUCACCGUUUCCGACCAAUGUAAUCAUCCUGUUCAUUUCCAUCUACACGUCGAUGUACUACCCUGUCCGUGCCUAAACGGAGGUACGUGCCGUAAUCCGCCAGACGAUUUCAUCACGUCCAAUCAGAUCGAUCCGACGUACCGCUGCCAUUGCAGAGAGGGGUUCACAGGCCCAGAUUGUGGCAUUCGGAUCGAUUUCUGCGACCCUAACCCCUGCCGUGAUGGAUUAUGCUUGAACGAAGUCGAUGGCUAUGUCUGCGACUGUUUCCCAGGCUUUAAAGGCAUCCAUUGCGAUCAAAAGGAUGAAUCCUUAAUCGAGAAUGCUCUCUCUCCAAUCAUGAUAACUAAGCACAACGAUACUUUUUCCAAACAAGACGGUUGUACGGUUCCUUGUCAAAAUGGAGGGACUUGUAUGAGGCGGAAUCGUUGCCAAUGUCCCGAAGGUUUUGUAGGUAGACAAUGCCAGUGGACUGCGCCAACGUGUCAUCCAAGCUGCCUUAAUGGCGGACACUGCAGCCGCCGGAAAGUUUGCGCAUGCAAAAAAGGCUGGACUGGUUCUCGUUGUGAAACUGCGAUUUGUGGGCAGCCUUGUUUGAAUGGAGGUGUUUGCUCAGCUCCUGGCAAAUGCACAUGUCCAGAUGAAUAUCAUGGAUCCAGAUGUCAAAAAGCUAUAUGCAAACCAAAAUGUCGAAGAGGUGGUAAAUGCAUUGGACCGGGAAUAUGUCUCUGUCGGGCAGGUUUCGGUGGAUCAAACUGCGAACUGCGUCUGUCAUCAGCUGGGAAAAGAAAUUGGAAGAAAGCAAACUCUGUCGGUAAAGCCAAGACCAUUUUCCUGGAAACUUGAAAGAAUGAAAAACAUAAUUAUUGUAUCUUAACAAUUCACUCGAUCUUACUUCGUAAUCGGCUCGUAAAUUUUCUUCUUUGAACCCAACCAAUACCGAGUCGUUAACGUAUUUAACUUGCCGUCACGUCAAUUUUACACAAUGGUUAUUGUGUGUGUAGCUGGGACUUGGCCGAAUGUUGUAGCCCACUUUGCUCACUGCCAUCUGUACAGUAAUUUUUUUUAUCUUUUUUGUAUUAUUUUUU